UCCCCCCCCCUCUUUCAUCCCAGCUCCCUGCAGGGGGGCGAGGAUUUCUCUCUAAUCGGCCAUCACCAUUCCGGGCCAGGCCGCACACUGCAGUCCCUGGCUAGCUGCAGGUGCUGUCGGGAGCCUCUCUUGACGAGAGGGAGAAGAUUUAAGGCACUUCUGGCAGUAGAGUACAUCUGUGAGCCGACAUGCAGGAGAGCUACGAAACAGUGAUCUCUCUAGCGGAAGAAAUUGCCAUCAGCUGGCCCCGGAUAACUGCCUUCACAGAGACCCGGGGGCGCAGAGGCUUGGCUCCUGGGCUAGAAAUGGAACCCGAGCAAGGGCAGCUGGCACCUUUGCAGGGCCAAGCGGCGGCGGCGGCAGCAAGUCCAGCUGGCUUCAGCGAGGAAGGGAUCCUGCCCGACUUCCGGAGGCAGCUCGGGGUGAUCCUGCAGACUGUAGGCAAGGCUCAGGUGGAGAAGAUGCUGCGGGAGCUGGUCAAGGAGCAGGAGCAGCAGGGAAGAGUCAGGCGGCGCAAAAGGGUGACCAGGAACCCCCGGCACGGAGUAGGUGAUGGAACAGGUGGGCAGAACCACUUGGAGACCCCAGAGGAACUGCACGCUGUGACGGUGGAAGGACCUGCCAUCCCAUCCAGAAAGCCGCCUGAGAAUGAGCUGCAAGUGCCUCUCUUGUGUCCAGGGUUGGUGGCAGGGCAAAAGCAAUCCAUUUCAGGGAAAAUUCUUCAUGGGGAUGCCAGGGGGUGUAAGAACAGCCUCAUCCAUCAGCAGAGUCCUCUGGGGACAAGAUGGGCGGCAGGCCUUGAGUCCAGGGAGAGCAUCGGCUGCAGCCCGCUCCACAUGAGCCGAGGCUCCCAGGAUGGUGGGAGAGUCUGGCCACCUUUUGGUGAAAGAGCCCAGUUUUUUUCAGGGUGGCAGAAACCACGCUGCACCCAGAGACGCCGGCGCCCACCUGCAGGAGAGAAACCCCACCGCUGUGGGCCGUGCAGGAGAACCGUUGUGGCCUCACCAGCAAGAUCUAGCUCACCUUCAAACUCUGCCUUGGCUCCUCUCCUGGACUCGGGCUCUGAGACGUCUCCUGCCCUGCCUCUGAACUCUGCAGGGCCACUGAGCACCCAGCCCUCACCGGGGAACCCAGCUUCAGCCCCACCCCGAAAACCCCACGCCUGUGAGGAGUGCGGCAAGCGGUUCCGAAUCCUCGCCAACUUGGAGCGGCAUCAGCAACGCCACGCUGCAGAAAAGCCUCACCAGUGCCGUGACUGCGGCCGGCGUUUCCGCUGGGGCUGCCACCUGGAGCGCCACCGGCGGUCGCGCCGCUGUGUGGAAUGUGGCGGGGGGCUGGCAACCCCGCCCCCGCCCCCCUCCCCACCCCCGGAACCUGACAGGCCCUACUCCUGCGGGGAGUGCGGGAGGCGGUUCACGCAGCGCUCGGCGCUCAGCAAGCAUCGGCGGCUGCACUCGGGGGAGCGCCCUUACGGCUGUGGCGAGUGCGGGAAGCGGUUCCUGCAGCGUUCCGACCUCACCAUUCACGUGCGCUCACAUUCUGGGGAGCAGCCGUACGUCUGCACGGAGUGCGGCCGCCGCUUCAGCGUCAGCUCCAACCUCAGCAAGCACAGGCGCAUGCACCGUGGGGAGCGCCCUCACGCCUGCACUGUCUGCGCCAAGCGCUUCCUGCAGCGCUCGGAGCUCCUCAUACACCAGCGUGCCCACACUGGGGAACGCCCCUACCCCUGCACAGCCUGCGGAAAGCGCUUUGCUCGCCGGGCCCAUCUCAAGCGCCACCAGCGCACCCAUGGCGGCGUGCCCGCCACGCCUGCUGCCUCGCGUCACCCGAGCGCCCGCUUGCUGGCCACGUCUGCGGUAGACACCACGCCCCUUCUUGAACGUCAGCAGCAUGAACAUGGGGGCGUGCCCGACGCCCUGGAGACACGGCCCCACGCCAACACGCCAGCAGCUGGGCCCACGGUCUUCUCAGCAGCUCGAGGUGCUGCUUCCUUGGGCCUGCCCUGGGCCCUGUCCUCUUCUGCCCGCCUCCCCUUCUGCUCCAGCUCUCUCUGAUCAUGCGGCAGCUUUCCUGAAUCCCUGCCCUUCAUCAGUCCCUCAUGACCAGUGGGUGCCCACGUUGAACCUCAGGUUCAGGGAUGGGGCCCAGCUCUGGGGGAACGUAGUGGGGGAACAGGCCAGGUCCUUCUGGAGCGUGGGAGUGGCUUACAUUUUGGGAUCCAGCCCUUGGUCGCUAGGAAACUUGGCAAUUUUAUUUUUCUCCCUGGGGCCUCCUGCUAGGCUCUGUAAGGGCCGUCAGUGAAUGGGAGAGGCGAGAAGCAGAUGGGCAGCCAAACCUUCCCUGGUCCGUUGAUUCAGCUCUUCAGUGUCAAUUGGUGUGAUCCAAGCUGGGCAUGUUAUUUAACGUCUGGCAGGGAGGGGUUAGGUAAGCUGUGGCCUUGCACAUUGGGGCAAGCGUCCCAGAGUAGACUGCAGCUAAUGAGUGCAAGUAACCAGCAUUGUUUGCAAAUCACCGUGUGAUCACAGGCAUGAAUUUCUCAGACACGCACACGACAUUACUUGUUCUUUUGGCAUCAUGCAGCACAUGGUCACCUAUCCUCCUCCUCCUCCUCCUCCCCCCCUUAACCCCACCUUUGUAAAAUUUGUUAGGGCUCCCAACACUUAAAUGCUUGGCCUUCAUGGCCAGUGAUCUUUUGAUCGGACUGCCUUUGUUUCCCUUUGUGGGAAGAGAAGUUCAGCUAGGCUCCUCCCAAGACAAAAUGCCACACUUGCUCAUGCUGAUGAGUCCCGUAGACUUUCAUGCAAGCACUGGCCAUUGCUUAAAUUGGGGGCAGGCUGUGUGUGUCUUUUAGGGUCCGGUACAGUUCGUGGUUCUCUGCUGUCGGUAAAUGAGAUUACCACAAGGCCCAAGCUCUGGAAGAUCUGGAACCGCGGUGAAAGAGAGAAGCUGAAGGAAGGAAAGAAAGGACAGUCACUGAUCCUUCAGUUCAGAAGCGGUGAAUGGCGCAGUGAGCUCUGGCAGGAUUUUAACUUGGCUGCUGCUUGCUGAAUUCGGGACAAGUUGGCUAGUGCCUUCAAAAGUGCUUCCUUCACCACCAGCUCCUGAGAAAGCAGACAGGCAGAGGACGGAAAGCAGACUGGCAGAGGAAGAAAAGCAGGAGGUGUCUGCUUUGGUGGGAAUUGUGGACUGGAACACUUUAAGGGUGGGAAGGAGCCUGGCUUCUACAUCCACUGAUGCUUUAGCCAGCUCUGAUGAGAGCGGAGAAGCUGAUGCUGAGCAGGGAUUGACCCCAUCCCCGGCCACCACCACUCUCAAGGGCUGUGUGUGGUUGUUUACCAGACCAGUGUUAUUUCUCCAGUUGCUUGUACAUUCCUGGUACCUUUUGGACUGGUGUUUUAUUGAUAGGGGUGGGAUCAGAGGGAUGGGUCAUACAAGUCUGUGGUUUGGCCUGGGCUCUAGAGUAGGGAGGGGGUUAAUAAUAUCUGAUUUAGGACUAAUACAGUAGAACUUUGUUUUAUCCAAUUUUAGCAUGGAGUUUCUUUAACCAACGUAGAAACAUGACGAAUCCAAAACUGUACAUAUUAAUGAAUCAAAUAGAAUAUUUUGCGACUCCUUUGCCCCAAAGAAGAUAUUUUGCAGCCCUCAAAACUUGAAAUGCGAAAUCUCUAUUU
This is a messenger RNA of Elgaria multicarinata webbii, 3671 nucleotides long. RefSeq names its product zinc finger protein 34-like. NCBI's taxonomy places the organism in Eukaryota, Metazoa, Chordata, Lepidosauria, Squamata, Anguidae. Gene Ontology annotation, molecular function: DNA-binding transcription factor activity; RNA polymerase II cis-regulatory region sequence-specific DNA binding. The record is from RefSeq and is a predicted model, not a curated record. Gene Ontology annotation, biological process: regulation of transcription by RNA polymerase II. The transcript has 5 exons. Bases 189 to 2054 code for a protein of 621 amino acids.